This is a messenger RNA of Protomyces lactucae-debilis, 345 nucleotides long. RefSeq names its product mediator of RNA polymerase II transcription subunit 10. The annotation marks the transcript as partial. NCBI's taxonomy places the organism in Eukaryota, Fungi, Ascomycota, Taphrinomycetes, Taphrinales, Protomycetaceae. Gene Ontology annotation, molecular function: transcription coregulator activity. Gene Ontology annotation, biological process: regulation of transcription by RNA polymerase II. Gene Ontology annotation, cellular component: mediator complex. The transcript is spliced from 3 exons. The record is from RefSeq and is a predicted model, not a curated record.
CUGCUCGAGAAACUACGGGAUGUGACUGCACUGUUCUAUGAAUUGGAGUUGCGGGCAAGUGAUUUUGGUGCAAGCUCGUCAAAUGACCAGCUAUUCGAGAGAAUUAAUGAUCUCGUCAGCAAGUACGCUGAACUCGAUGACUUGCAGAAGGCCGUUGACAUUGACAUCCCACAAGACGUGCUGGAAUAUAUCGAGGCAGGCCGAAAUCCCACAGUCUACACAAGGCAAUUCUCAGAAGCGGUCGUGCGCGAUAAUCAGUAUCUGAAUGGAAAGCUGCAGGGCUACGAAGACUUUGCUAGCUGCCUUCUCGACGAGCUUCAACGGCAGUUCCCAGAGACAAAGACG